UCAGCAUCCACUGACAAUGGUCCUUUUUGAGAUGGCAUCUGUGACUCAGCUAUUCAGAACCUAAUGAAGUUGGUGACUCUGUGACAAUGUGGAGAAAUCAUGUCAGAAAAUGCAGUUUGUAUUGGGGCUGUCAAUGCUGUGAAGGAAGUUUGGGAAGAAAGAAUAAAGAAACACAAUGAAGACCUGAAGCGAGAGAAGGAAUUUCAACAGAAGCUAGUGAGGAUCUGGGAAGAACGAGUAAGCUUAAGCAAGCUAAAAGAAAAAGUCAUCAGGGAAGAUGGAAGAGUCAUUUUGAAAAUAGAAAAAGAAGAAUGGAAGACCCUCCCUUCUUCUCUACUAAAACUGCGUCAGCUACAGGAAUGGCAACUUCAUAGAACUGGUUUAUUGAAAAUUCCUGAAUUCAUUGGAAGAUUCCAGAACCUCAUUGUAUUAGAUUUAUCUCGAAACACAAUUUCAGAGAUACCUCGAGGAAUUGGACUGCUCACUAAACUUCAAGAGCUGAUUCUUAGUUACAACAAAAUCAAGACUGUCCCCAGGGAACUAAGUCAUUGUGCCAGCUUGGAGAAACUAGAACUUGCUGUAAACAGAGACAUCUGUGAUCUUCCACAAGAGCUCAGCAAUUUGUUAAAGCUUACGCACCUUGAUUUGAGUAUGAACAACUUCACUAUAAUCCCUCUGGCGGUGUUGAACAUGCCUGCUCUCGAAUGGCUUGACCUGGGAAGCAACAGACUUGCACAACUUCCUGAUACUAUAGAAAGAAUGCAGAGUCUACAUACAUUAUGGCUACAACGGAAUGAAAUAACAUGCUUGCCAGAAACAAUCAGCAAUAUGAAAAAUCUGGGUACUCUUGUUCUCAGCAACAAUAAACUGCAAGAUAUUCCAGUGUCUAUGGAAGAGAUGACCAAUCUGAGGUUUGUCAACUUCAGAGACAACCCAUUGAAAGUGGAAGUAACACUUCCUCCCAGUGAAAGCACAGAAGAAGAGGAGGAACAGGAAUUAUUUGGCCUUCAGUUUAUGCAUGCAUAUAUACAAGAGUCCCGGAGAAGAGCAGAUAACCAAGUCAACUGUUCAACUACUUUACCAAUCUCUAUAAAUACUGAUGGAUAAUAUAACUCAAGAUGCCCUGCUGAAGAGAAUUACUUUGAGAAUUUGAAUUUGCU
Molecule: messenger RNA, 1160 nt
Organism: Lontra canadensis (Northern American river otter)
Lineage: Eukaryota; Metazoa; Chordata; Mammalia; Carnivora; Mustelidae
Gene: LRRC39
Product: leucine rich repeat containing 39
Exons: 9
Coding region: 100-1107 (335 amino acids)
Molecular function (GO): protein binding
Source: RefSeq, a predicted model, not a curated record